AUGGUCGAGCAAGACAAGAACCGAGACAUGUUCAAGCACGCAAUCGGAUUGACGGUCUCUUCGCCCGUGGAGGUUGGGGGAGACUCGAAAAGCGAAACCUCCAGAGGCAGUGACCAAGACUUAAGCCGUAGCUACAAAGCGAGCAGUAACGAUGUGGUUUUCGAGGCCGUUGGCGGCAAUACCAUCUUGGCUUCGAACCCGGGCCAGUGGUGUCCUACUGUCGGUAACCACGUCAACUGGAGAGUCAUCGAGCGGGCCGAUUCGAGGCUGAUCAUCGACUCUCUGAUCGAUAUCGGGGACCCUCGGUUCACGAGCGCUGCCGACGCGUUUUCGGGCGCGACGCCCGGCCCGGCCACGAAGGGCAUCAGCAUCCCCAAGCUGAACAAGAUCCUUGCCCAGCUCCGUUUCAAGACGAAGAUAACCAGCGAGAAGACGCACUACCUGUAUCAUGAUAUCCAUAAUCCCAUUGUCGCGCAAACAAAAAGUGAAAGGAAGGUUUCGCCCCCAAGAUUCCAGGGGCCGCGAGCCGCACCCUACGUCAGCAGCUGGGAGAGCAAGGACGGCAUUUGGGUUAUUACUCCGACCUUCGAUACCAGGCUGGUGGAUGGCUCCACCGUGACCAUCAGUUCCGCGCGCAGUCCUCAAUCUCCCUGGUUCCUGUCCGUUCUACGCACAAACGCGGGGCUCUUCAUGCCCUGCAUGACCACGUCGGAGCAGUUCGUGUGGCGGGUCCGCGAGGUCCUGCGGCCCUCGUCCUCCUCCAAGACCACCGUCGGCGAGAGGCCCUCCCUCCAGCCGCUCAAGCACGACGCCUGGCUGUGCCUGACGUUCGAUUACGACGACAACCCACGCGGCUUCCGCGACUUCAAGGACGAUGACCGCGGCUCCCGCAACGUCGAGUUCCCGGAGAGCGAGAGCAGGCAGCUCGUCCUCGUCGAAGCGCCCAACAAGUCGGACUCAUGGGAGGACCGCGGCGUGCUCCUCCUGUCCAACGGGGACGACCUGAAGCCCGACUCGUCGCCGCGGGUCAUGACGCUCGACGACGUGGAGAUCUCGGUCAAGAUUGCGCAGUUCAGGAUCGACGUUCGCGACGGGAUGGACGAUGAUUAUGAUAUCCUGGAGAUGAUUGGGGGCGAAAUCGAGGCGCAAUACGAGGCUCAGCAGAAGAAGAUGAAGUCGAAAGGUCAUGGGGUCUCGGAUUGA
Messenger RNA from Colletotrichum higginsianum IMI 349063, 1203 nucleotides. RefSeq lists its product as uncharacterized. The coding region runs from base 1 to 1203 and encodes 400 amino acids. The record is from RefSeq and is a predicted model, not a curated record. NCBI's taxonomy places the organism in Eukaryota, Fungi, Ascomycota, Sordariomycetes, Glomerellales, Glomerellaceae. The transcript has 7 exons.